UCUGUCCACCCUAAAGCUCGUGAUUGGCUGUCUGAAAAAAGCGGCUGACUGUACCGUGUGAUCUGUCUGAUUGUGCUGUGAUUUCUUUUGCCGAAAAAUGGUUAAAUAAAUUAUACUGUUAUCACUGAUACUCAUUACUCCUCUGUUAAUUCUUUAUCAUGCUGUCCCAGCCGGUCCGUCGGAUCUUGAAUAUAUUAUUGCAUUUGGUUGUGAAUAUACUUGUUGCUGUUCAAAAUGUUUAUUACCAAUUCCGGAACAAAAAGUGCUUUUUAGCUCCAAAUGUGGUAACUAAAAGUGAUAUAAAAGUUGUAUUAGAACAUUUGCCGAGAGUUACCAAGAAGCUCAAGCAUUUGGUGAUACUGACGGACACAGAUCACCAUUCGUUCAGUGACCUGGCUCGCAUGGUUAUAUGGAGCCUCGUAGCUGGAAUAUCUUACGUGAGCUUUUACGAUAUAACAGGAGAAUUAAAAGAAAACGAAGAAAAACUAUUUCUUGAAGUAGAAAGAAAUAAAAAAGGUGUGCCAGGUUGCAUAAAAUGGGGCAGAAAGCCGGACUUAAAUGGUUACACAAAUGGCAUGCAAGCCCACACUGUGUACAUAAAUAUUUUUGAUAGUAAAGAUGGUAAACCAUACAUAGCGCAAUGUAUUCGCCAGAUAGCCGAAGAUAGACUUAUAUGUAAUAGAGAAUCAGAUGAGUAUUCAGCACAAGAAUUAAAUGAUGCUCUAAUGUUAAAAUACCCUUCCAUUCCUGAUCCAGAAUUAGUUUUAUAUACUGGUCCAUUAUGUCGUACCCAUGGUUUACUGCCAUGGCAAAUAAGACUAUCAGAAUUUAUACAACUUUCAUUAGACCAUAGUGUAAGUAUUGAUAAUUUCAUAGGAGCAUUGUUCAGAUACAAUAAAUGUGAUCAAAGAUUUGGUAAGUGAGGUUGGGUUAGCGACAGUGAUAGGCCUAAGUUUAAUUUAAUACUGUUAUGCCAUUGUUGGACAACAUCUUGAGUGUAUGUAUGUGUAUAUAGGUGCUUUAAAUAAUAACAUCAUUUUCAUUCAUGGAAGAUAUUUUAGUCUUUUUACAUUAAAUGCAUACAUAUUCUUAUCUUUAGCCUGGCCUAUGUGAUCAUAUAAAUAUAUUGUCAUCAUUAUAAAUUGGUAUAUUACAAAAUCUAUGAUGUCUUUUGGAUUGUAUAGAUUUUAAUUUUUAUAUAAAAAUUAGAUGUACUACAUUACAAACAGUGAGCAAUAACUAGAUUGAUUGAAAGUGAAAUAUUUAUAAUUUUAAAUAAACAUUAUUUAAAUUUGAUCA
Molecule: messenger RNA, 1299 nt
Organism: Spodoptera frugiperda (fall armyworm)
Lineage: Eukaryota; Metazoa; Arthropoda; Insecta; Lepidoptera; Noctuidae
Gene: Tango14
Product: dehydrodolichyl diphosphate synthase complex subunit NUS1
Exons: 2
Coding region: 159-923 (254 amino acids)
Cellular component (GO): dehydrodolichyl diphosphate synthase complex; endoplasmic reticulum membrane
Molecular function (GO): ditrans,polycis-polyprenyl diphosphate synthase [(2E,6E)-farnesyl diphosphate specific] activity
Source: RefSeq, a predicted model, not a curated record